Rodentolepis nana is the source of this 318-nucleotide messenger RNA. NCBI's taxonomy places the organism in Eukaryota, Metazoa, Platyhelminthes, Cestoda, Cyclophyllidea, Hymenolepididae. The record is from the annotation of a GenBank genome assembly.
GCUGAUGUCGAACAGUAUGGGAGCGGCGAAGACUCUGAGAAGAUGGAAUCUGGUUCCGAAUUUUCCGAUGAGCAUCAUGGAUCCGCUGAAAAUCUACAGCCAAAGAUUAAACCCAUUCCUGAAGCUUCUUCCUUCUUUAUUUUCGGACCCAGGAAUCCAUUUCGAGUGUUCUGCUAUUACAUUUGCAACCACCCCUAUUUCAACAACAUCGUGCUCGUUUGCAUUCUGGUGAGCAGUGCCAUGUUAGCAGCGGAAGAUCCUUUGAAAGCCAACUCUUACCGAAAUCAUGUGAGUGAAUAUCUUAUUAAUAAGGAUUAA